Molecule: messenger RNA, 1354 nt
Organism: Impatiens glandulifera
Lineage: Eukaryota; Viridiplantae; Streptophyta; Magnoliopsida; Ericales; Balsaminaceae
Product: lipid droplet-associated hydrolase
Exons: 13
Coding region: 27-1145 (372 amino acids)
Biological process (GO): lipid storage
Cellular component (GO): lipid droplet
Molecular function (GO): lipase activity
Source: RefSeq, a predicted model, not a curated record
GCAGCAAGUGAUAGACGGUUAAAGUAAUGCAUCAAGGUCUUUUCUGCUUCACUGUUCGAUCUGCAUCUCUUUCUCUUCCUCCAUCCUCCUCUUUCCUCCGUUUACAUACUGCAGGGCAUCACUGUAGAACGUUAAGCUUCAUACCAAGAUACACUCUCAUGGAUGCUGGAAAUUCGCCCCUAAUCGCCAAAAACUCGCUUGCCCAAUUCCGCUAUUGCAAUGUCUCCGGCUUUAAGACGGAAUUGAUAGAGAUUCGCGCAAACAAGCCUACAUUGCAUAUUCUCUUCAUCCCUGGAAAUCCAGGUGUUGUCUCAUUUUAUACUGAUUUUCUUGAAUACCUAUAUGAACUAUUAAGAGGAACUACAUCUAUAACAGCUAUCAGCCACAUCUCCCACUCAGGAAAGAACUGGGAGCAUGGAAGAUUAUUCUCGCUGGAAGAACAAAUUAAUCACAAGCUGGAUUUCAUAAAAAAUGAACUUCAAGAUAAUGAAGUCCCAUUGCUUUUGCUUGGUCACUCCAUUGGUUCAUACAUUUCCAUUGAAAUGUUUCGGAGAUCACCAGAAAAGGUGACUUAUUGUAUUGGGCUGUAUCCUUUUCUCGCUGUAGAUCCAAAAUCUGCACAGCAGUCUGCCAUUAAGAAGAUUGUAGAGUACAAAUUCUUUCCUAUAAACAGUACAUAUUUUAUUUUCAGGUCUCCAAUAAUGUGCAGUUUAGUAAGUUCUCUGGUGGCCUUUAUUGGGUUACUGCCAAGACGGGCAUCUAAGUUUCUCAUCUUAAAGUCUAUUGGAAGGUCUUGGUCAUCCACUGCUAUUGAGGCCCUCUGUAAUCAUUUGCUUCAGUAUCAUACAGUUCGAAAUGUGCUCUUUUUGGCCAUGACAGAGUUUCAAAAGCUUUCAGAAGAACCGGAUUGGGAAUUUAUGAAACGAAAGCAAAGACAGCUUGCAUUUUUAUUUGGUGCUGAUGAUCAUUGGGGUCCAUUGCACUUACUUGAUGAGAUUUCUAAGCAUGUCCCAGGUGCGGCAGUUGCGGUUGAAAGGGAGGGCCAUACUCAUGCUUUCUCAUGCACGAAAGCGGGAUCAUUGUGGGUAGCUCAGCAUGUAGCAAGCUAUAUUGUCAAAUUUCAAGGUAAACAGACUUCAGAUUAGUUGGGUCCCAUAAUUUGCACUUUGGCUAGCUUUCUUAAGAAUUAAGAUGGAUUUUUAUGUAAGGAUGACACUAUUCAUUCUUGAUUAAUUAUAUAUACUAUUAUAUAAUAUAACAUAAGUUGGGCAAUUCAUAGAAUAAUUCGUUAAUUGUAAAAAUGUUAAAUAUACUAAUUUUCAAUCACAUACUGCUCUUUAUUUGUUUACUUGAA